Symbiodinium sp. CCMP2592 is the source of this 333-nucleotide messenger RNA. The record is from the annotation of a GenBank genome assembly. NCBI's taxonomy places the organism in Eukaryota, Dinophyceae, Suessiales, Symbiodiniaceae.
AUGGCAUCCGACAUCGGAAAGAGAUGCCGGUAUAUACACAACAACAAUCACACGAUGACAUGUUUGCAUUUUCGUCGAGGUAUCAUGGUCUCCCAAGGCAUGCCCACACAUGUAUCGUAUCGAAAACUCGCCAUACUACAUGUGCUUGGUACCUUGCGACAUCAUCUCCGGUCGGAUGCCAGGGCUGCCGGCAGCCACGGCUCUCUGACUGUCCUGGAGAAGGAGAUUGCCAGUCAGCCGCCUCGAUACAUGGGAGACCCACAGGGGUCCACAUUUUCGCAGUUGCCGGCGGCGGAGAUCCAUGAGGAAGGCAAAUGUACAACAUGCUUCUGA